GUCUCGCGUUACCGCUGCACAAAUCUCGCCUGUGGCACUUACCAGGAAGCGAACGGCGGAAAUACAGAUCUCUUAAAUCCACCUCACACUCAGCGCUCACCAUCAUUCAACAGAGUCGACAUUGCCUUCACUGACAAUGCCAGCCGAGUAGAAAGCGGACGUUUUCAACAAAAACCGGUGGACUGCUUUGAAGAGACUAUGUUGUCGCGUUGAUGUACCAACCAGGACGGAUAACGAGCCAAUGACCGAGCUGAGAGCGCCCUGUCUCUGUAAACACCGGUACGUCCAACAACAACCAAGCCUUACUUUUAAAUGCAUAUGUGCCGAAACACAUGCUAGAAAAACAGACAGAAAAGACUUAAAAUGUGGCAGAUAUUAAUGACUACAGAAAACAAAUCCUCCGAUCAUGAUGUGCAUAAAACAGAUGCAACCAUGUGGAUAUUUGACAGCAAGUGAGGGCGAUCAAUCGUGUUAAAGUGUUAGAAAUGACCUCUUGUCUCUCUAUUAUUGUUCAAAUGGUACUUAUCUUCUAUUAUUUGCAAUAAAACUAAAAAAAUGAGGAUUCUUGAAGUCAAAAUAAGGUAGGCAAAUACAUCGGUGAUGUAACAAGUGGUCACCAUUAUCAGUCUAAUCUUAACCCUAGAACACUAUCAUUAAAAUAAGUAACACCAUCACUAUCGCAGGGUGAUUUUUACCCGAAACAAUAUACCCAAUAAAAAUUACUUGUCAUCAAAAUAGGAGAAUACAUGACAAAUUAAAGUAGUUUUCUUUUAUUUUUGACUGUGCAAUGUCCAAAGGGAGGGGAAAAAGUGCCAUUGAAAAAUGCAACAAAAUAACUGAAAUUAGGCAUUCAUUAACAAAAAAAUCCUAAAAUAUAUACAUAAAUUGAAACUGUAAACUUAGUUUCUUUUCCACCCAUUCCUGGGGCUUGUGAGUCUUCCCUGGUGAAGACUCAGGGUCCUUCGCACAAUAACAGCUGCAGGAGAGAGAACCAAAAUAUGACAGAUUUUGAGUGAGUACAAAUCAAUCAAUUAAUCAAUCAAUCAGUCUUUAUUUAUAUAGCACUUGUCAUACAUAACAUGUAGCACAAAGUGCUUUACACAGAAAAGGAAUAAAAGAAACAAAGAAUACCCCCCAAAAAAUCAUUGGCGACAGUGUUCUAGGGUUAAAAUAAAAGCUGCAUAAGUCUGUGUCUCCUAUCAUUUAAUGUAAUGCUCUGUAAAGAUGCAAGGAGGUCCCUUUUCUUUUCACAUGUCGUUGUAGCUGUCUUUACUCUAGUUUAGCAAUCACAAAACUGGAUCAACAAGUUGUGAAAUGUGUUCUUAACCAGAUGUAUCAUUUACCAAACAAAGCCUUGAUUUUACGCAUUAAAGCAUGUGCUUGUAUAACUUUUUUCGUAAGACUUAGGAUGGCAGUGUUAAUAGUAAUGAAGCUCUAAAUAUGUGAAUGUUUUUAUGUUUCUACAUUUCUUUUUGCAUAGUAUUUAUAAUUUACCUCCAGGACAUCACUUCAUUUAUUGACUCCAUCUCUUACUCCUCAUUUUCAGACAUAUGGCCCCGCUCCACAGCAGUUUGACAGAGACAACAUAAGGGGCUGACACCAGCAUAAUGUUUCUGAAAACAUCAUUCACCACCCUGAUUGUGGGGGUGUUUGUGGUGUACGUGCUCCACACCUGCUGGGUGAUGUAUGGAAUAGUUUAUACGAAACCCUGUGACAGGCCUAAAAGUGACAACUGUAUCACACCCUUCCUGGCAGGGAAUCCAAAACUACAGGUCAGUAAAUGAGGACAGGAGUCAGUGGAUUUGUUCCCCCACUUUCUGGUUCUCCUCCACUGUGUUUUUUUUGUUAGUGUGUUGGUGUUGUGGCCUGCAGUAAGCUGUAUGACUGUAAUAUUACCUUAGUGUUUCUCUGUGUGUUCAGUUAAGUAUCUACACUGCACUGCGGCCCAAUGCAGAGGGAGGCCAUACACUGAUCCAUAAAGAGGAAGAAUUUGAUAUCAACACAAAGUUUGAGAGGUUGGUUUCGAUCUCAUGUUUAAGAUUUUGACUUGGUAUGAGAAAACGGUUACAACAAACACAGAAAAUGAAUUGUUUUUGAAGUGAUGCGAAAACAGAUAUUAAUACACAUGUUUAGUGAGCCAUGUUUGCAGAAACAACAACCCUACUUUAAUCAAGGAUUUCCAAGAAAUCCCGUUGACAUACUGACAUAUAAGCCUUAAUCUCAUACACGUUGUAUUUUAAUCCGAAACUCUUCCUCCUUUUUUUCCUCCUUCCUUUUCUCUCGCUCCCUUUUUUAGGAUCGUAAAUGUGUCUCUCCCUAAGAAGACCCGCAACAAUGGGACUUUAUAUGCACUAAUAUUUGUCCACCAGGCUGGCUUCACCCCAUGGCAGGAUCCACGACAGGUCCACUUGGUGGCUCAUCUUACAACAUACAUGGUCCCAAAACAGCCUGAAAUCUCUUUAAUAUCAGGAGAGGAUAAAACACAGGUGCGAAGAUAUUCAACAGCUGACCUCAUUAAAUUUGAGCUCCAAUGUAACACCUGCAUAGUAUUAGAGGAGGAAUUCGGUAUCUAAUUAGGUGUUUGAUUUGAGAGGUUAAUUCCUUUGCAUGACUUUGUCUGUGUGAUUACAGAGUCAGGCAGAAGACUCCCCGAAAAAGAAACAGCGUGCCGCUUCGGGGGAUGGUUCUACAUCCACAUCAGAUCACCCAGUUUCUCACUGGCGCUCGCGCUUGACACUUAACGUUGUCGGGGACCACUUUGUGUUUGAUAGAGAAUACCUGCCCAGCGAUGUCCACCGAUACCUCAGAGUGUAAGACACAUAUGCAGAUAAAACACUGUCUUAGAAUAAAAAAACGAGUGGGUCGGAUCUUUGAAACAGUUGUAGAUGUGGGAUGCUGUGCACACUGACACAUUUUGGCAGUUAAAAUUGGUAAAAAUGAUUUGAAUCCAGAGGCAGCGGAGGAUGUUUCAUUCUGUCUGUUUUUCAGAUUCCAAAAUGGUAAAAAGAUGGUCUAUCUACCUCUGCUGUUUGUUGAUGAGCUCAGCAACCGGGUCAAAGACCUUGUGGUAAGCUCUAACUUUUUAAAUGAAUAUCACAUAAUGGCUGUUUGGCUGAUUUUAAAAUGCAGUAUUAACUCUUGUUUUGAUUUUUGAUCAAAACUUGUUAAAAUCAAAUUUAAAAGACUAAAAGACUAUUUGCUGUAGACGUUUAAAGGCCUAAACGCACCUCAAACAAUGUGGACUCUACAAGAUUUGAUCAAGUUAGGUUUUAGAUUUAACAUUCAACCUCUCUGAGAUUAUUUGAAAAUGAUACACACAUAUGAAGGAUGAUUAUGUUUGUGUGAUUAUGUGUGUAUUUGUAGGGGAUCAACAGCACCUCCACAGAGCUUCCUCUGACCAUCUCCUAUGACUCAAUCUCUCUGGGGAGGUUGAGAUUCUGGAUCCACAUGCAAGAUGCUGUUUACUCUCUGCAGCAGUUUGGUAUGUUAAACUCUCUUUCUCUCAUAUACAAACUUUGUAGAAGCCCUUUGCUGUAAUAACACAUAUCUAUCUCUAUGUCUGUCUGUCUCCCUGUGUGUGUUGCAGGUUUCACAGAAAAAGACGCUGAUGAGAUUAAAGGAAUCUUUGUGGAUACAAACCUGUACUUCCUGGCUCUGACCUUCUUUGUUGCUGCCUUCCAUGUAAGACUCAAAUCACAGCAUUUCACUACAUGCCAUUACAAAAAUCGUACUGUGACUGAAAAGCAGAGGAGACCCAUAGAGAAAUCUGAUUUUGAUUUCUUGACAUAGCAGUGCCUGAAUAAAAUUAAGAAUAGUUGGAUUUUGCAUCAAGUUGAUGACUUCAUCCAGCACAUAAACGAAACAGGACUGUUCCAGCUUUAAACUCAAACAUGUAUGAAGUCACAGUAAUUUAUGGUGCAACACUUGAGGUUGCUGCUCAGUCCAAACAUGAUAAGCUCACUCAACUGUGUAUUCUUGAAUUGAAUAACUAGCAAGUAGCUGAAUCAGUUAUUGAAAGUUGGAUUUUUGAGCAGUGUGCACAAAGUGAUUCAAACUUUACCCACUCUUGCUUGAUUCUCAAAAAAAAAAAAUACAUCAGCAAAAUAAAAAGAAGCACAAAAAUACUUUCUGGCACUUUGAUAAGUAAUAAAUCUGUGUUGUAUCUUCUGUUUUCUCUUCAGCUCCUGUUUGACUUCCUGGCGUUUAAGAAUGACAUCAGCUUCUGGAAACAAAAGAAAAGCAUGGUGGGGAUGUCCAGCAAAGCAGGUUGGUCAUUUUUCCUUCAUUGUCUUGAUUCACUUACACAUUGCUCAAACAUGUUUAGUCACUAUAUCAAUAAGGGAACAAAACAAUAACAAAGUGUGAAAUGUUACGAAAUUCAGCUGCAUACUUACUGUGAUCUGAUCUGUUAACAGUGCGUUUUAAUUUCAGUGCAACAGUGGUUACCAAAGGUUCCUCUGACACAUGAAGACGAGUAGAUUUGGAGUUCAUAAGAGAAAAAAAUGUCAAAACUCUGAAAAUACAUUAUUUGUGCUUGUUUCAUUUUUUUCAGUGCUCUGGAGAUGUUUCAGCACGAUUGUGAUUUUCCUCUAUUUGUUUGAUGAGCAGACCAGCCUUCUUGUCCUCAUACCUGCUGGUAUCGGCUCGAUCAUUGAAGUGAGUACACAGAGACUGGAAUAGUCCUGUGAAAGCCUUAGAUAAUUAAUUACUCAGAAAUACUAAAGUUUCUUUGCUUAAUGCCACUAUUCAGAGAAUUGAAUGAACAUUUACCUGCUUGACAUUAAGCUACAGCUUUAUAAACCACGACAGAAUCAAUUUGAUUUUUGUUUGAAAAUAGGUUCCUGUUGGUAAAUGUUGUUUCUGCUCGUUUCAGGUUUGGAAAGUAAAGAAGGCCUUCAAGAUUCAGGUUUUCUGGAAAGGAGGCAAACCAACAUUCUUGGUAUGUCUCUGUGAAUGCGUUCGAUCUAGAUAUCAGAAUUUUUCUCGAUAGGGAUCAGAUCUUGCUGCUCUUGGUUUCUGUCUACUGGUCGACUGUUAGUUAAUGGUACUUGAGUUUAUAUGUGGGACAAAAGAACCAUUUUCUCUGUCAUGCAAAAGCCAUACUUUUUGACUGCGAUAAACAAGUAAUCCAAACAGAGGUCUGAAUGCAAUGGUAUAGUUAGAAUAAAACACAUGUUAUAGAUUACACCUGGAUUUAUAUUCAGAUUGAAAAAUCUGCAUUUAUCAGAUCCAGACACACUUACAGCUGUAAAGUUAGAGUAAAUCUGUGUGAAGACGUGUGUAAAGAGUGAAUUUAUGUUUCUCUUUUCUUUCUGUGGAACAGUUUGGGAAGUUAGAUGAAUCUGAGAGGAGAACAGAGGAGUACGACACCCUGGUAAGACACUUGAGAGUCACACACCCAGGUCGCAGGUUGUUUAAACUAAAUGUGUGAUAUUCUUAUGUUACUUGUGUUUCUCCAUAGGCCAUGAAGUAUCUCUCAUACCUCCUGUACCCGUUGUGUAUUGGCGGGGCGGUGUACGCGCUAAUAUUUCUACGAUACAAGAGGUAGGGGUUCAUGUGUAAACAAAACAUACACACUGUAAUUAAAAAACACAUUUUUUCUAAAGUGCUGCUGAUGUUGUCAAAAGAAUAACAUGAUAUUAUCUGUUUUAGCUGGUACUCAUGGCUGAUCAACAGUCUGGUUAACGGUAUGUUUGUCUUUGAAUCUGAUUACUGUAUUAACAGGAUUAAGGCAAUUAAUACUUGAAUGUUAUUUGACUGAAAGAAAAGACUUUUUAAAAUAUGUUUGAUUAUUUCAGGAGUGUACGCUUUUGGCUUCCUCUUCAUGCUUCCUCAGCUGUUUGUCAACUACAAGGUCAGUUUAGCAUAAUGAAAGGAAAUGUGAGAUCGGUCCUUGUUCCACUGAUAUUUUUAACACAUUUAAGAAAAAAAAAACUUUUUAAAAGCAUUUGCGCAGCAGGAACUGUUUAAUAAAAAUGUUGAAGGCCAAAAUAAGACCCAUUUACACUCACUGUUACUCACACAGUGUGUCUCUUUGGAGUCCAACAAAGAUGUGGUACUCAUUUCCUUCUUAAUUAAAAUUUACAUCCACGUUGACCAGCUUGCUGUCGUAAUUGCAGGUGUCACUACCACCUUUAUAUGAGCAAUGAUGUUUAAUAUUAAACAAUAUGCCUGUGCAUCACCAUGCACCAUGGACCAAAUACACAAAAUGAGAAGCCAACAAUAUAAAACCACUUAUAUGGUGGCAAUAUUAACAUUCUACAAUUACUAAAAUGUAGGUAUUUAUUUUUCUGCUGAUGUUUUCUAUCUGAUACGCUACAAUUUUAAUAAUUUAUCUUUUUAACUUGACAGCUAAAAUCUGUGGCCCACCUGCCCUGGAAAGCCUUUAUGUACAAGGUAAGAACACAACUUUGAUAACCUGUUAAUUUAGAUUAUGUGUACUAACGAGUGAAGUUAGAAUAAAUGGGUGGACUGUAUUUGGAUAUGCUGGGAAUUUAGAAGUCUGUCUUUGUAUUAAGUUUAGUAAAGAAUCAUGUUUGGUUUGCAACAGAUAUUCAAAUAUAAAAUAACUUUAUUGAAAUUCGCUGUCAACAGCAGUAUUUGUUUACUGAUGCAUUUGAUGUUACAGGCUUUCAACACCUUUAUUGACGACGUGUUUGCCUUCAUCAUCACCAUGCCAACGUCCCACAGACUGGCCUGUUUUAGAGAUGAUGUGGUGUUUCUCAUUUACCUCUACCAGAGAUGGUACACACACACACACACAUGCACGCACCUCAUGAUUUUCCUUGAUUCCUCAGUCCAUGACAGAGUUUUCUAACAUUAGACUGUCUCUUUCUCCAGGCUCUACCCUGUCGACAAAACAAGAGUUAACGAAUACGGAGUUUCUUACGAUGAAGAUAAACCCAAAGGAAAGAAACACAAGGACUAGAGAGGAGAGACAGAUUUUUGGCUUCCACAGUGUGGUACCAGCAAGUUUUGUCUGCAGUUCACUGGUAACCACUGAUCUUGUUUGGCAUCAUUCACUUACCGUCCCACUACCCGCCUUAUUGCUGUCCGGGGGGGUUCUUCUUUUUGUUUUGCGCUGUGUGAAAGGAAAGAAGGGUCGAUCAGCUACAUCUUCAACCCAUUUCAGUCGAUACAGUUUGUAAAACACCCAGCUCACAGCAAAUAGUCAGUCUCUUACAGUUCUGAGUUAACGAGUUUCUGAAUGAGUAGACUGCUGACUGUGGUCUCUUUUCUUCAAUGUUUACUUGUGCCAUAGAUUCUGUCUUGGUUUUCUUCAAACACCAGUCCAUAAAAAGGGAUUUUUAUACUUUUAAUAAUGAUGUGUUUACAAUGCAAAAUGAACUGACGUGGUAAGGUAUAUUCUCAUUCCAAUAGGUCCAGGUGUGAUACAUGUGAGAAUUCAGGAAAAGUACCAAGUCAUAAUUAUUGCUUGGGCUUUGAUUUUAAUUGUACUUGGAAACUUAAGUUGCUACACAGAGACAGAAGAGCUGAAUUGAAUGAUGGUUAGGCAGCACAGAAAUGGGAGGACAGCAAGUAGAUGUAAGGACAGAUGAUGUUUCAUUGUUGCACUCUGAAAAUGCCGUUCAUCACUUACCUCUCAGAAACUAUAAAUAUGUGCAUAUUUUUUAUCCCAAAUUAACAGCGUUAACAGAUGAGUUUCCACACUGUAUAUAAACCUAGAGACACAAUCCAGAGUGACAGACUGUGUUAAAGUGAAAAUAAACAGUUAAGAGCUAAGAUAUCUGCGGAAGGAGUUGAAGAAAAAAGACACUUAUUAGGAAGAAAAAAGUCUUGUUAUUUUAAGAUACAUCAUUUUAACAUCUACAGUCUUUCUUCUGGCUUUAUUACUCAUGAGUUUAAGCCUAUGACAGCUAGUAAAAUAUUCCAAUUUGUGUCUGUGGUGAAGAGAAUGAACUUCCUAAAAGCUCAAAAUCAUUAAAUGCAGUCGAAGCAGCCAUGAGACUCUGAUAUGUUGCUGCAGAGAUUGAAUAUUUAAAACUUAAACCUUAAAAUCUCUUAAUCUUCUUGGUUAAACUAUUCCACCUGUCCCCUGCUGUAUCCACACUAUGAAUAACGCUGAUUGAAUUCCACUGUAACAUAAGGGACCUCUCAGUCAUUCUCUCCUUUCAGUCCAGCCGUUUUACCUGCUUGAGUAUUUUUUACACAUCAGGGCCAAGAUAACAUUUUAGUGCCAAAUGUGAGAAUUACACUGAAUAGUUUUUGAAUUUUGAACUUUCACCAUGGUUGGUCAAUUUGAUGUUUUUUUUUAAAAGACCCAGACAUUGUGGAAAGAACAGUAAACGGUUAGAAUUGAGAAGUAUUAUGACAUCUGAAUUUGCUUGCCAUAGUUCUAAUGUUAUGUUCUGAAUUUUGAUCUUAAAUAGAAAGACUUGACUUGGAAUCAGCAUACACCAUAUGCAGAUAUCAGGAUAAGGUCUGUGCACAAAGAUAUAGUACAGGUUUUCUCUUCCGUGUAAAAGCAGCUAGGAGAGACCUACCAGAAAUUUGCCUUGAAAUGGUUUUACUUACUGUUUUUGUUUAUGUUUUUGAUGGAGAUGGAAUAAAGUGACUGACUUAAAGCUGUAUGGGAUGAAUUCA
Xyrichtys novacula (pearly razorfish) is the source of this 8604-nucleotide messenger RNA. NCBI's taxonomy places the organism in Eukaryota, Metazoa, Chordata, Actinopteri, Labriformes, Labridae. The record is from the annotation of a GenBank genome assembly.